UGUCAUUCUACAGAAAUACAAUGUAUUAAACAAACAACUUUGCCAUACAUACUUUAUACCUAAAUCUAAUAGUUUGAGUUUUAUAGCUAAAGAACUGCAAAAAAAAUCAUGCAUGAAAAAUAUCUAAAAAUGUGAUUUUUUUCGGUUUGGAUACACGAAGCGUCUAUUAUAUAGUGACAUUAAUGCUGAAAAACGCUGAAAUUUGUAGAUUUGUGAAUGAAAUCUGAAGUUUGAAAAAUGUCAUAAGUAUUUACGUUUUAUAUGGAAAAUUCAAAUAUAAGCCCUCAAUACGCCCUCUGACGGAGCCGAGCCGAACUAAGAAUGACUCAAUUCGAUAGUGUGACAAUAGAGAAAAGUUUGUGUGAUGAUUUUCCUAGCUUAUUAACAGCUAAUGCAUCAAUUGCAAUCAUCAUCGAUAGAGAAUAUCUUGACAAUAAAUAUGAAAAUAUUUUGAAUGAAAUUAAAGUUAUUAUUGAACGUGUUCUUCGUGAAGAUUUGAAAAAUGGUGGCUUAAUUGUUUCAUACUACUCGUGGACACGGAUUAAUUUGAAAAAAGAUUUCACAGCAGUUUUAAGCAUAACUAAUUGUGAAAAUACUUGGGAAAUUUUCGAAGAUUCUCGCAGUGAAUAUCUUCUGUUGAUGGCAAUUACUGAUCCAGAUUGUCCACGAUUGCCUUACGAUGAAGCAAUAAUGGCAAUGUUGCUUUAUGACAAUACCUUUGAUCGUGAUAUGAUAAGUCGAUGUGUUAAUGCACUUUCAAGAGAUUUUCCUGACGAAUCCGGUGAUUUGGUGAAGCCACUUUCAGUAUCGAUUUAUCGAAUUAAAGACUCUCCACAUGAAUGGGAUAGAAGAAAAAUGAUUCGUACUAUGCUUAAACAACUUCCUACUAAAUUUAUUGGGAAAAAUUUCAUGGUUCUGGUAACAGCAAAAUUAAUGCAGAGUUUAAUGGAAAUUGCAAGGGACUUAAAAAUGGUUGAUACAUUUUCACAAUGGUUUUAUGUUGUGUCAGAUACUAGCUUUGAAAAUCACAAUAUAUCUUUUAUUACGACAUUAAUUGAAGAGGGGAACAAUAUCGCUUUCAUAUUGAAUCAUACUCGAGGUGGAAAUGAAUGUGUUUCAGGGAUAGAAUGUCACUCUAACGAACUCUUAAAAUCUUUUGUUUUGGGAUUAUCCAAAGCUAUUCGAGAGGAAGCUGCGGUGUAUGGUCAGAUAUCUGAUGAAGAAUGGGAAAUCAUAAGAGCUUCAAAAAAAGAACGAAGAAAUGACAUUCUCAAUUUCAUGCUUGAUAAUCUCAGAAAAACUUCGAAAUGUGCUGCAUGUACAACUUGGAAUGUAAAAAGUUCAGAAAUUUGGGGCAAUCAAUAUAAAUAUUCAGCUUUCUCGGACGGUUUUUUAAAACAAGUCAGCAGUGAUGGUCGAGAUUCAAAAGAAACCUCAAAUGGCCUUAAAAUGAUUGAUGCGGGAUUUUGGAAACCUUUUGAUGGGUUGAAAAUGACCGAUGCACUCUUUCCACAUGUAUCUCAUGGAUUCAGGAAUAAACAAUUUAAAGUGAUCACUUAUCAUAACCCUCCAUGGCAGUAUGUGAUAAAUAACGAAAGUGGAAUUGUAGGGAUGCCAUCAGGAGUGGUUUUUGACAUACUAAACGAAGUUUCAAAAAAACUAAACUUCUCAUAUGUAAUUCAUCUUGCUCAAGUCUCUACAGCCACAAAUAUUACGGAUGCUAAUGGAACUGUGACAAAAGAUAUUCACUUGUUAACAACCGAUAUUCCUACAGAAGUUUUAUCUCUUCUCAGUGAAAAUCAUAUAAUUCUUGGAGCAGUUGCAAACACCAUAAAUGAACGUUAUAAACGACUGAUUAACUUUUCAGUCCCAAUAAGUAUUCAACCUUAUAGUUUUCUUGUUGCUAAGCCAAAGGAGAUAAGCAGAAUUUAUCUAUUCGCAGCACCUUUCACUACUUUGACGUGGCUGUGCUUGGCGGGAAUGAUUGUCAUCUUACCUCCAGUUCUAUGCAUUGUUAAUCGUUUAAGUCCAUUUUAUGAAUUUCACAGACAUCAAAGAACAUUAGGAUUGUUCAAAAUUGAUAAUUGCUUUUGGUAUAUUUAUGGAGCAUUACUACAACAAGGUGGCCUUUAUUUACCUCAUGCCGAUUCAGGAAGAAUUAUUAUCGGCUCUUGGUGGCUCAUUGUUAUUGUUCUCGUAACAACUUACUGUGGAAAUCUUGUUGCUUUUUUGACGUUUCCAAAAAUUGAUAAUCAAAUUAAAACGGUGGAUGAAUUGGUUAAACAUCAUAAAAGUGUUACAUGGGGAAUGAGAGGUGGAACGUAUCUAGAAGAUUAUAUUCGAGACACAGAUAUACACAAAUAUCAACUUCUCUAUAGUGGUGCAAAUUUCUAUCCUGACGAAAACGAAGAGAUUAUAGAAAAUGUUCGUAAAGGAAAGCAUGUUUAUAUCGAUUGGCGAUCAAAUUUGAAGCAGAUUAUGCGACGAGAACAUUUGAAAACAGAAUCAUGUGACUUUUCAUUGAGUUUCGAAGAGUUUAUGGAAGAACAAAUUGGAAUCGUAUUUCCAAUGAAUUCACCAUAUCUUGAUUUAUUCAACAUAGAAAUAACACGUUUACACCAAAUGGGUUUGAUAGAACGUUGGAUGAAGCAAUACAUGCCACAAAAAGACCGCUGCUCGAAGCAGUCUACGGUUAUUGAAGUUAUUAAUCAUACUGUCAAUAUGGACGACAUGCAGGGAUGUUUUCUAGUCUUGCUUUUUGGUUUUUCUGCAGGAUUUUUUUUUUUCUUAUUUGAAGGCAUCUUACAAUAUUACAGAAAAUUUAGAGAAAAAGAUAUCAUUGAACCUUACGUAGAUUAA
Clunio marinus is the source of this 2859-nucleotide messenger RNA. The record is from the annotation of a GenBank genome assembly. Lineage: Eukaryota; Metazoa; Arthropoda; Insecta; Diptera; Chironomidae.